AUGCAUUCCGCUGAAUAUCUUCAAACGCGUCCAACAGAGAUCUCGUCGAUUCUGCAGGGAGGUUACAACCACCCCCUUCUUCGUUCAUGGCAACAUGAGAGACAGUUGACCAAAGACAUGUUCAUUUUCCCGCUCUUUGUAACUGAUAACGAAGACGAUGAGGAAGACAUCCCAUCGCUGCCAAACAUCAAAAGGUUCGGCGUUAAGAAACUGAUCCCAUACGUCGGCACUCUGGUCAAGAAAGGCUUGAAGGCUGUUAUCUUGUUUGGAGUGCCGCUGAAAGACGGCGUCAAGGAUCCCGUGGGAACUGCUGCCGAUGACCCAGACGGACCUGUUAUCCAAGCAAUCAAGGCAUUGAAGGCAGCAUAUCCACAACUUUACAUCAUGUGCGACGUUUGUCUGUGCGAGUACACCUCACAUGGCCACUGUGGUGUGCUAUACGAAGACGGAACCAUCAACACCGAGGUUUCUGUGCAACGGAUUGCAGCAGUCGCCGUGAACUACGCCAAGGCCGGCGCAAACUCUGUUGCACCAUCUGAUAUGAUUGACGGCCGUGUCAGAGCUAUCAAGCAAGGUCUCAUAGACGCAGGCUUGGCCCACAAGACAUUUGUGAUGUCAUACUCUGCUAAAUUCAGUGGUAAUCUAUACGGCCCCUUCAGGGAUGCUGCGUGCUCCAGUCCUGGCCAAGGAGAUAGAAAGUGCUACCAGCUACCAUCUGGUGGAAGAGGUCUGGCAAGAAGAGCCCUAACCAGGGACGUCUCGGAAGGAGCAGACGGAAUUCUCAUCAAACCGGCCACCUUCUAUCUGGACAUCAUUAGAGAGGCCAGCGACCUUUGCACAGACUAUCCGAUUGGCUGCUACCAUGUCAGCGGCGAGUACGCCAUGUUGCACGCUGCAGCAGAAAAGGGCGUUGUCGACUUGAAGACAAUUGCUUUCGAGGCUCAUUAUGGAUUCCUCAGAGCGGGAGCCAGAAUCAUCAUAUCAUACUUCACUCCAGAAUUCCUUGAGUGGCUUGAUGAGCCUGUCCCGAUGUAA
This is a messenger RNA of Ogataea angusta, 1035 nucleotides long. RefSeq lists its product as uncharacterized. The coding region runs from base 1 to 1035 and encodes 344 amino acids. Gene Ontology annotation, biological process: heme biosynthetic process. Gene Ontology annotation, molecular function: zinc ion binding; porphobilinogen synthase activity. The transcript has a single exon. The record is from RefSeq and is a predicted model, not a curated record. Lineage: Eukaryota; Fungi; Ascomycota; Pichiomycetes; Pichiales; Pichiaceae. Gene Ontology annotation, cellular component: cytosol.